AUAAAGCAGAAGAAAAUAUUUUUAUUAGUCUGCUAAGAUCAUUACAGAUUUCACUGAUUGAUGGAUUAGUUGACAAGAUUAAGAGCAGAGCAAUAAGAUUUCGCACUUUACGUGGCAGUGAAAAAUGUGGUUCGAAAUGAUGAAUAGAAAAAUACAAAAACAGAAUUGGUAAAUAAAAGAAGGAGGUGGGAUCAUCAACAAGUUGGAGGGAGAGACUGAAAGUACAAAUGCCCGUGGCUUUGGUUGUACAACCAGCAACAUAAUAGUUAUACACAAGUGUGUAUUCUGGUUUGCAAUAAUAAAAUCGGUUCUGUGCUGACGACAAAAACAUUAAAUAUACAGACAUUGUGGAGAUGUCGCAUAAUAGUCGCGAGAUCAUCACGAGUCUACAUGUGCUUUGGGAAUGUACCGGUAACAAUUACACUCUUUUGUGUCUCUAGCAUAUGAAAGGGAUAUUAACUGAUGUAACUAACCCAAGACUUUAAGUUUAAAACAGUUUUAAUUUAAAAACUCUACAAGAAUUAUUUUUUAAUUGAAAGUGAGUUUUAAUUAAUUUCAUCAUGACUCAGGACCUUCCAGAAGUUGAAGCAAGGAUUGGAAAAAUAAACUCGUCGUUAGAUACAAAUGGUUACUCAACAGAAAAGAAGGAAGUUUCUAAACUAAGAGUAGCAUUCCCACAAGUAUGUGCAGUAAGUGCAAAAAAUCUUCUUCUUUUGACUUUUGGAACAACUUUGGGUUUCUCAACAAUCCUUUUACCAGCUUUGCAAAAAGAAAAUCCAGAUGUAGCAGUAACUCGUGAAGAAAUUACGUGGAUCAGUAGCAUCAACUUAUUUAUGGUGCCUCUAGGAUGUAUAAUAAGUGGACCAAUUUCUCAUUACCUAGGACGAAAGCGAACAAUGCUAAUAGCAAACAUCCCCUUUAUCACUGCCUGGAUAAUAUUAUACUUUGCCACCUCGGCACCAUACAUCUUCAUGGCUCUAGCUUUGACAGGCCUAACAGGUGGUCUUUGCGAAGCUCCAGUGUUGACGUAUGUUGCUGAAGUGACGCAACCACACCUUCGUGGAAUGCUUUCUGCGACCGCGUCGAUGGCCGUGAUCGUUGGUGUUUUUACACAACUAUUAACUGGCAGUCUUACGGACUGGAGGACAGUUGCAUUAAUUAAUUUGACCUAUCCUGUCAUGUGUUUUGUUGCUCUCUGUAUGAUGCCGGAAAGUCCUUACUGGCUAGCAGGAAAAGAUCGUCUAGAAGAUGCAGAAAAAUCAUUAUGCUGGCUAAGAGGAUGGGUAAAACCGUCUCAAGUUCGUGAAGAAUUUGCAACAGUCUGUCAAGUAGUGAAACGACCACUUGAUAAUGAAGAAAAACAAAGCUGCUGGAGGAUAUUCGGGAAAAAGACAUUUAUAUCUCCCUUUAUUCUCGUAAGCUUAUCAUUUUUUGUCGCAACAUUUGGUGGUACAGCAACUCUUCAAACAUUUGCCGUCUACAUCUUUGCUCGCAUGGAAGCACCGUUGAACAAGUACACAGCAACUGUAUUCCUUGGCAUUGCUGAAAUUAUUGGUACAGCAGUUUGUGUGUUUGCUAUUCACUUUACGGGAAAACGGAAGAUUACCUUUGCAUCAAUUAGUGGAACAGGAGUUUGUUUUCUUGGCAGUGCAGUUUAUGGUUAUCUCAUACAAUUUGAAUUCAUUGACGGUGUUAAUUAUACUUGGAUUCCAACUGCUCUCCUCAUUGGUGCAGCAUUUUUCUCACACAUGGGAAUUAAAUUACUUCCUUGGAUACUAUGUGGAGAAGUGUUUCCUUCGAAGGGUCGAAGCACAGCUACUGGAGCGGCAGCUACAACAGCUUACAUCUUUUCAUCAGUUGCCAACAAAAUAUUCCUCUACAUGGUAGAUUUGAUGAGUCUCUUAGGCACGUUCCUCUUUUACGCCAGUGUUAAUAUUGCUGGGUAUAUUGCUCUUUACUACUUACUACCCGAAACUGAGGGAAGAACACUCAAAGAGAUUGAGGACCACUAUGCGGGUAUUCAAAGUCUGAAUAGCAAGCCGAAUAAAGACAAGUCGGUGUCUAAAGAGAAAUGGGCUGCUUCAAAUCCUGGUUUGGUUGUAGACGAUUAUGAGAGUAAACUCUAGUUAUUUGAUGCAACUGUAAACUAAUUAUAUUUGUGAGUGUCUCAGUUUCUCAUUACAGUCCAAGUUAACUUCUCUGAAGACAUUUCAAUUAAUGUUUUAAAGAAGCUAAAUAUAAUUGGCAAAAAUUGUACAUUAUAUUUUUAGAGAAUAGUUAAUUUUUUAAAAUAUACUUCUACGAUUUUAAAAUAAGUUAUAUUUUUACUUGUUAAUGUAUCUUAUUUUUUUAUAAAAUGUUUAUUUUAUUGACGAAUUUUUUAUAUUCAUUUAAAUUUAAAAUAACAAAUCACAUAAUUAUUCAUUCGUUUUAUUACUGGAACAAAUUGUCAAGACUCUCCUAACUGUUAA
This is a messenger RNA of Chelonus insularis, 2471 nucleotides long. RefSeq names its product facilitated trehalose transporter Tret1. Gene Ontology annotation, molecular function: transmembrane transporter activity. Gene Ontology annotation, biological process: transmembrane transport. Gene Ontology annotation, cellular component: membrane. Bases 561 to 2126 code for a protein of 521 amino acids. The record is from RefSeq and is a predicted model, not a curated record. NCBI's taxonomy places the organism in Eukaryota, Metazoa, Arthropoda, Insecta, Hymenoptera, Braconidae. The transcript has 5 exons.